AUGGAACUUUCUCGUCUCUCACUUUCCGACAACCACUUCUUCUUAUCCUCACCAAUCCACCGUUCUCCCCGGACUCGCCCACUCCCCGCGUUGCCCGCAUUCUUCACUACCCGCCGCCGCCGGAGAGGUUUAUGCUCCGCCUCAAAUUCCGACACUCUAGUCGCCGCUGCCGCCAAGAAACACGGAGACGAUGACACUGACUUGAAGACGUGGAUGCAUAAGAAUGGCCUCCCUCCCUGUAAGGUUGUUCUCAAGGAUAAACCCUCGCUUGAUGAUAGUCUUAAGCCUAUUCACUAUGUUGCUGCUAGCGAAGAUCUUCAGAAGGGGGAUGUUGCAUUCUCGAUUCCAAGUUCGUUGGUUGUCACUCUCGAGCGUGUCUUGGGAAACGAGACUAUUGCUGAGCUAUUGACGACAAACAAGUUUUCCGAAUUGGCAUGCUUGGCCUUGUAUCUGAUGGGACAACUGGCAGUGGAAUCACCUCUUCUAUGGUCCGAAUCUGAGCUGGCAUACCUUGAAGGAAGCCCAUUGAAGGAUGAAAUUGUUAAAAGGAUUGAAGAAAUAAGAAAAGAGUAUAAUGAACUAGACUUAGUCUGGUUUAUGUCUGGUUCGCUGUUUCAGCAAUACCCAUACGACAUUCCUACCGAGGCUUUUCCAUUUGAAAUUUUCAAACAAGCUUUCGCAGCAGUUCAGUCAUGUGUUGUGCAUUUACAGAAUGUUAGUUUAGCUCGGAGAUUUGCUCCUGCCGGUGACCCAAUUGUUGUGUGGUGUGGCCCACAACCUAACACAAAGUUGCUUACAAACUAUGGUUUUGUUGACGAUGACAAUCCAAUGAUCGCGGCUUUGAGUACCGAAGAUCCACAAUAUCAAGAAAAAAGAAUGGUUGCUCAAAGAAAUGGAAAAUUAUCAAUUCAAACUUUUAAUGUGUAUACUGGGAAGGAAAGGGAAGCUGUCUUAGAUAUGAUUCCAUAUCUGCGUUUAGGCUAUGUUUCAGAUCCUUCUGAGAUGCAAUCUGUCAUCUCCUCUGAAGGCCCAGUUUGUCCUAUGAGUCCAUGUAUGGAGCGGGCCGUGCUGGACCAGCUUGCUGAUUAUUUCAAUUCCCGGUUGGCUGCCUACCCUACAACCUUGGCUGAAGAUGAAUCCAUGCUGGCAGAUGUUAGUUUGAAUCCAAAGAGGCGAGUUGCUACUCAACUUGUAAGGCUAGAAAGAAAACGCUUCAUGCAUGUUUGCAGGCAAUCACGGAUUUCAUAA
This is a messenger RNA of Vicia faba (fava bean), 1248 nucleotides long. Lineage: Eukaryota; Viridiplantae; Streptophyta; Magnoliopsida; Fabales; Fabaceae. The record is from the annotation of a GenBank genome assembly.